UUUACAACGCCAUAGAAGUUGAAUAUUUGUCAAUUUAUGGUGCCGCACCUAAUGAGCUCCGUGUAUAGUACAAAGAGCAGUCACCAGAGGACUCAUAUGUGGAAAACUAAAGCUGUACGAUGAGUGGUGCUCAGAGUCAGACAACGCUGGAGUCCAAGCUGGAGGCCCUGCAGUGCCACUUCACCUGGGAUCUGGACACCAGCGAGACUACACUUUACUGUCUCAAGGACCAGCUGGAGGACAUCGGUACAGAAGAGGGAUACAGCUGGUUGGGUCACCGUUACAACCUGCAGGGCUAUAUCCACUACCAGCUGGGCCUCAGCAAUGACGCCUGCCGUUUCCUCAGCAAGGCUGCGGAGGCCUUCCGACAGAUGAGAAACACCGUCUCAGAUGAGGGUCCCUGGUUGGUGGUGAACCAUGGGAACCUCGCUUGGCUGCACUACCACAGGGGAGAACGAGCACAGUGUCGCGAUCACCUUUUGAGAUUAGACGACUUGAUGAAUGAGUACCCAUCACCGUCCCAGGGCGAGCUCCAUCCGGAGGUCUACGCUGAAAAAGCCUGGACCCUGAUGAAGUUUGGCACAGACAAAAGGCUGCAGGCUACCGAUUAUUUCCAGAAAGCCAUCAGGAUGCAGCCGGACAUGGUGGAGUGGCACACCAGCCACGUCAUCGGGUUAGAGAGUACUCUAAGACACCCUGAGAAAAAGCUGGUGGCUGACAUCUUUGAGAAAAUGAAAAUCGCCAAAGAACAUGAUCCAAAGAACUUGUACCUCGCUGCUCUGUACCUCGAGGCACGUGCUAAGCAAGGGAAGAACAUCGAAAGUGAAGCACGUGAGUUGGCCAGAAGGGUUUUAAAAAAGCCCAUCGGCAGCUACAGUGGUAUCGCACCAUUGCUAAGGCUGUACAGAAUCUAUGUAUCUAUGGAUGAGGCCAUUGAUUUGGCAGAGGAAAUUCUGGGAAGACAUCCACAUGAGCGUUAUCUGAAGAGAUGCGCAUCACUCUGCUACAAGAAGAGGAUCUUCCAAGGGAGUGACAAUCCUCUGGAGCACAGCAUGAUCGAAAGAGCAAUCAGUCUCCACAAGGAUGUGAUUACUCUUUACCCUCUUUCUUCACUUACAAUAGAAAUAUCUCUUGCCAACAUAUACGCAGAGUCCAAUAACCAAGCUAAAGCUGACCAUAUAUACGAGGAACUGCUGAAAAAGGAUCUGGAUCCCGAAGGUACACAGAUGCUUUACAACUCCUACGCAAAAUAUGUACAUUUCAUCCGAAAGGAGAGCUACAAGUCAAUAGAGUAUCACAUGAAGGCGGCAGCGAUACUGCAUCAAUCUUCCUAUCGAAAGAACAGCAUCAACACUCUGGAGAGGAUUAGAGAAAGAAACAGAAACCAAAUGUGUAGAGAAAUUGAUGAGUUUCUAAAUAACCUGCAAUAAAGCCUGAGAGAAAGAAGGAACAUUUAACGAAUCGCCCAACUGUUUGUAACAACAUUGGGGGUAAAUCUUCUUAAUGUCUUAAGAGUCUUAAUGAUGAAUUAGAAACC
Gasterosteus aculeatus aculeatus (three-spined stickleback) is the source of this 1537-nucleotide messenger RNA. Its product is annotated as antiviral innate immune response effector IFIT1-like. NCBI's taxonomy places the organism in Eukaryota, Metazoa, Chordata, Actinopteri, Perciformes, Gasterosteidae. The record is from RefSeq and is a predicted model, not a curated record. Gene Ontology annotation, cellular component: cytosol. Gene Ontology annotation, molecular function: protein binding. Gene Ontology annotation, biological process: defense response to virus.